Molecule: messenger RNA, 687 nt
Organism: Soboliphyme baturini
Lineage: Eukaryota; Metazoa; Nematoda; Enoplea; Dioctophymatida; Soboliphymatidae
Source: the annotation of a GenBank genome assembly
AUGACAAAGGCUUCUGCAACAGUCACUGGCAGCGACGACGAUCGUGGCCGGCGUCCAUCUCUGCAGCUCGGAUCGUUUUCUUCGUUGGCCGUGGAACCACCUUGCUUUUCGCAGGAGAUUUUCGAAUGCUGUCGGGACGGUGAUUUGGAACGGGUCAGAAAGCUGGUGGACCGAAGCACUGUAAACAUGCGCGAUUUUACGGGUAGAAGGUGUACACCACUGCAUAUCGCAGCAGACGUAAACGUCUGUGACGAAAGCGGCUUGAUUCCAUUGCACAAUGGCUGUUCGUUUGGCCACGUGGCGGUCUGCACACUGCUGCUGAAACAUCGGUCAAAUAUUAACGCACAAGAUCUGUGGGGAUAUACACCUUUGCACGAGGCGGCGAUGAAGGGCAAGGUUGACGUGUGUAUAUUGUUGUUGCAGAACGGAGCUGACUCGGCUUUGACAAACGUGGAUGGUAAAAUUGCGCUGGAUAUCGCCGACCCGAGUACUAAAGCGGUUCUGACCGGCGAAUACAGAAAGGAAGACAUGUUGGAGGCCGCUCGCAGCGGUAACGAAGAGCUGCUGUUGUCACUGGUAACACCGUUCAACGUCAACGUACAUGCGAGCGACGGACGCAUGGUAUUUUUUAACGACAGCCUGCUUUUUCGUUUCACUUUAUCGCGGGUGACACUGCAGUAUGCUUAG